Messenger RNA from Crotalus tigris (Tiger rattlesnake), 1835 nucleotides. It is a transcript of the gene RGS7, whose product is annotated as regulator of G protein signaling 7. Gene Ontology annotation, biological process: intracellular signal transduction; G protein-coupled receptor signaling pathway; regulation of G protein-coupled receptor signaling pathway. The transcript has 15 exons. The record is from RefSeq and is a predicted model, not a curated record. NCBI's taxonomy places the organism in Eukaryota, Metazoa, Chordata, Lepidosauria, Squamata, Viperidae. Bases 292 to 1611 code for a protein of 439 amino acids.
UCUCGCCGCUGCCGCUGGCUCCGCUUCAGCAAAGCUUUGAGGGAGUUGCAAACGCCGGAGGAGCGGCGGCGGCGGCGCGAGCAAGCAGUGCAGCGUGUGUGCGCGCUGCUUGUGUGAUGAACAAGCCUUGCUUCCUGCCGCCUUCUGCCGGCUGAGCCCUAUUGCACCGGGCUGGGUGGGUGGUCCAAGCAGGCGAGGAGAAGAGAGCUACCGCUGUGCGCCGGUUGACCUUGGCUCAGGAGAGGCUAGUUGCUCUGCAAAAAAGUUACCACAACCCCCAGCCCUUAAGAUAUGGCACAAGGAAAUAACUAUGGACAGAGCAGCAAUGGGGUAGCCGAUGAAUCCCCAAACAUGUUGGUGUACAGAAAGAUGGAAGAUGUCAUAGCUCGUAUGCAAGAUGAGAAAAAUGGGAUUCCUAUUCGUACAGUCAAAAGCUUUCUCUCCAAGAUUCCCAGUGUUUUCUCUGGCUCAGACAUUGUUCAGUGGUUAACAAAGAAUUUGUCGAUAGAAGAUCCAGUGGAAGCCCUUCAUUUGGGAACACUUAUGGCAGCCCAUGGUUAUUUCUUCCCUAUCUCAGACCAUGUUCUAACUCUGAAGGAUGAUGGUACCUUUUAUCGGUUCCAAACACCCUAUUUUUGGCCAUCUAAUUGUUGGGAGCCAGAAAAUACAGAUUAUGCGGUUUACCUUUGCAAGCGAACAAUGCAAAACAAAGCACGGCUUGAGCUAGCAGACUAUGAAGCAGAAAGCUUGGCCAGGUUGCAACGAGCAUUUGCACGGAAGUGGGAAUUUAUUUUUAUGCAAGCAGAAGCACAAGCCAAAGUGGACAAGAAAAGGGAUAAGAUAGAAAGAAAAAUCCUUGACAGCCAGGAGAGAGCAUUCUGGGAUGUACACCGACCAGUGCCUGGAUGUGUAAAUACGACUGAAGUUGAUAUUAAAAAGUCUUCAAGAAUGAAAAAUCCUCACAAAACAAGGAAGUCUGUUUAUGGAUUACAGAAUGAUAUUCGAAGUCAUAGUCCUACACACCCACCAGUGCCAGAAACAAAACCUCCCACAGAAGAGCAAUUGUGUCAAGAGAUAAAAUAUUGGCAAAUACAGCUAGACAGACAUCGGUUAAAAAUGUCAAAAGUUGCAGAAAGUCUAUUAGCUUAUACUGAGCAGUAUGUGGAAUACGACCCUUUUCUGCUGCCACCUGAUCCCUCUAAUCCUUGGCUGUCAGAUGAUACUACUUUCUGGGAAGCAGAAGCAAGCAAAGAGCCAAAUCAGAAAAGAGUAAAGCGAUGGGGCUUUGUCAUGGAUGAAGCUCUGAAAGACCCAGUCGGAAGAGAACAGUUCCUCAAAUUCCUGGAAUCUGAAUUUAGUUCAGAGAAUUUAAGGUUUUGGUUAGCGGUGGAAGAUCUGAAGAAGAGACCCAUCCGCGAUGUUCCUGUCAGAGUACAGGAAAUCUGGCAAGAAUUCCUGGCCCCUGGAGCACCAAGUGCCAUUAAUCUAGACUCAAAAAGUUAUGACAAAACCACACAGAAUAUGAAGGAACCAGGACGAUAUACAUUUGGUGAUGCUCAGGUUGGUAGAAUUGUUUGUACAGAUACGUACAGUGUCUUGGUGGAGAAGUAGGGCUGUGAAAAACUGUUUCUGGCUUUACCAUUCCUUUUUUAAUAAUAUUCCAGAUUAAUAUUUAACAAAGAGCACUAUAUGCAUGCAAUAUCCUAGAAAUUCAGCUUAAAUUCUGUUUUAAUAACUUGCUGCUAAUUAAAAAUAGGUUUGUGCCAAUAAAUCCUAGAUAUAAUUUCUCUGAAUCAACAAAAAAAUCUCUAAUAAUAAAGUUUCUUAAUAAGCAU